Molecule: messenger RNA, 724 nt
Organism: Daucus carota subsp. sativus
Lineage: Eukaryota; Viridiplantae; Streptophyta; Magnoliopsida; Apiales; Apiaceae
Product: peptidyl-prolyl cis-trans isomerase FKBP15-1
Exons: 6
Coding region: 94-564 (156 amino acids)
Biological process (GO): protein peptidyl-prolyl isomerization
Cellular component (GO): endoplasmic reticulum
Molecular function (GO): peptidyl-prolyl cis-trans isomerase activity
Source: RefSeq, a predicted model, not a curated record
GGUAAAAACACACAUGUCUUACAUUGUCAAAGACUUCGAUUACAUACAUAUACACACAGAUGUACAUCGAGUUUGAGUCCAUACUGUACUCCAAUGAAGACGAGUCCAUCACUUCUUCUUCUUCUCUUGGCUAUUGCCACCACACUCUCAGUUUAUGCUGCCAAGUCGAAGGAUGUUACUGAACUUCAGAUCGGGGUCAAGUUUAAGCCUCAGUCUUGUGACAUCAAGGCCCAUAAGGGUGAUAAAAUCGGAGUACAUUACCGGGGAAAACUCACUGAUGGAACUGUGUUUGAUUCUAGCUUUGAAAGGGGUGAUCCCAUAGAGUUCGAGCUUGGUACCGGUCAAGUGAUUAAAGGAUGGGACCAAGGACUCUUAGGUAUGUGCGUGGGUGAGAAGCGAAAGUUGAAAAUACCCGCUAAACUUGGUUAUGGAGCACAAGGUUCCCCACCCACCAUCCCAGGUGGUGCAACACUUAUAUUUGACACCGAACUCGUCUCUGUCAAUGGAAAGCCAUCAACAGGCAAUGCAGAUGAUGAAGUUGAAGAAGAUAGUGAAGAACUAUAAUCAGAGAGUACUCUUGACAUUUAAGUUUCUUGCUAGUUAAGUUUUUUUGUAUUCCAAUACAACUGUUUGUACCUUGAGCCGUUCGAUUAAGUACUUGCUAGCUUUUUUCUUGUAUGAUGCCUUGAUUAGCAUAUUCUAAUUCUCAUGAGCAUUUAGUUUC